AUGAGUUCGCAGUACCUGCAAGGGACGUCAACUGCUCCAAACCAGGAUGGUUUUUCCCGGAGUGUAACAUCUCCGUUUGUUAAAGAGCUGCUGGAUUACGAAAUACCAAACACUGCGAAGCUCCCGACGCUUAAAACGUACAAUGGAACCACCGACCCAGAUAGCCACAUUGAUACAUAUGAAUGGACGAUGACGUCGUUAAAACUUAACGAGAAGUUUUGGUGCACAUACUUCCCGACGACGCUCAAUGGCAACGCCGACACAUGGUUCAAAACGCUACAAUCGAGCAACAUUUCAAACUUCGCUCAGCUCAAAUACCUCUUCCUCACCAACUUCAUGCAACUAUGUAAAUACAAAGGUGAUUCUCAUUCAAUUAUAGGCGGCAAACAAAGGGAGGGGGAGACUGUUCGAAAAUACUUUACAAGGUUCAUAAACGCUACGCUGGAUGUACCGGGGCAUGACGAAGGGCUCAUCGCUGGUGCUUUCACAUGGGGACUCCUGCCUGGACCCCUCUCGCAAAAACUCAUGGGAAAGAAGCCUCUAACACGAGCUGAGUUGAAAGAAAGAGUGGAGCGGUACCUACGACAGGAAGAGGGUGAGGCAGCCAAGCAGGCCUACUUGAAGGCUAUGGCGACUAGACAUCACCACCCGACCCAUACGGACUUCCGAGGGGGAGGAAGACACUAUGGCCAAGCAAGAAGACCAUCACCGCGUUUCCGACCAUUUAUUAAAGACGACAGACGGGGUCGCCGCCCAGAAGUAUACGCAGUGUCUGAGAAACAGCAGCCGGCCAACUCGUCUAAGAGUCGGUACUGUGAGUACCACAAAAGCAAAACGCAUGAUACAGCUAUCUGUUCGGUGCUAAAGAAGGAGAUGGAGGAGAAACAACUUAAGGGAGACCUGGUGGAGGUGGCGCGAAGCCUACGCUCCAAAUUCGAUGCUGAGAACGCCAAGGGUCCAUCCCGCGAAGGAAUUCAGCCCAAGGAGAUAUUCAUGAUACGUAACAAAAGAAGUAGGGAGGAACAACGAGGAGAGCAAAUCAUUGUUAAACCGCCAGCACGCGCGCUCACGUUCUCCAUACAGGAUCUUCGGCCAGACGGUUGGAAGGGCGACAACCCUCUGAUAAUACAGGCAUCCAUCAAAGACGUGACUAUCCAUAGGGUCUAUGUUGACACCGGGAGCUCAACAGACAUCAUAUAUGAGCACUGCUUUCGGUUUCUCCCGGAUCGCUUGAAAGACAAUUUGUGA
Molecule: messenger RNA, 1248 nt
Organism: Lactuca sativa (garden lettuce)
Lineage: Eukaryota; Viridiplantae; Streptophyta; Magnoliopsida; Asterales; Asteraceae
Source: RefSeq, a predicted model, not a curated record